Messenger RNA from Macadamia integrifolia, 1666 nucleotides. RefSeq lists its product as uncharacterized. The coding region runs from base 398 to 1519 and encodes 373 amino acids. The record is from RefSeq and is a predicted model, not a curated record. The transcript is spliced from 11 exons. Lineage: Eukaryota; Viridiplantae; Streptophyta; Magnoliopsida; Proteales; Proteaceae.
CUUACGUCUAUUAAAUUAAACAUGUCUAUAUCAAUCAUUUGACUUCCAUCUUUGAAAUUUUCUAUUCUAUUUAGAUAAGAUUGUGCAGUUAUCCAUGUUUGUAGCCUAAAAAAUAGGAUCUCGAAAGAUAUUUUAAAAAAUAUAUAAUUCUAAAAAGUAUUUAAUUAUGAACCCAGUGGAAAAUUGUGCAGCUAUUUCUUUGGUUAGCAACAUAAUUUUUUCCAUGAUAAUUACCUUUCUUCCCCGCCAAGUUCUUAGUACUUCUGUAGCCACCGAAGUUUGAAAAUAGAGAACUUUCCAAUAUUUCUAUAUAUGAUUAUCUUCUCUCUCUCUCUCUAGUUUUCCUAAUUGUUUCAAGUAGUAGUUGGAUAAAGAAAUACCAGGAAAGAGAUCUUGUAUGAUCAUGGCAGCUACAGGGAUUGUGAAAGGCAUGAUGAUCCUUAACCUGGAAGACAGAAGCACAGCCAUAGCAGGCGGCGGAGGGCUUAGGUUUGGUGGUUGCCGGAAUAAUAAUUCUGGUAGACAUAUCAAUAGCAGGAUCUCUGUAAUCUCUCUGGUGAAAGCAAGCCAGAACACAUCAUCAAACCAUAGUCAUGAUGCAUUGAAGAAGGCCAGACAGAGGCGACCCCAGAACGUUAAUGGAGAUUUCUUUGUUGAUCACACAUGUAUAGAUUGUGACACAUGUCGUUGGAUGGCUCCGACAACAUUUUCAAGAGUAGAUGAACUGUCAGCAGUGGUUAAGCAGCCAAGUAGUAAAGAAGAAAGGGUAAAGGCUCUACAGGCCUUACUUUCUUGUCCAACAAGCUCAAUCCAUACAGAGAAUGCUCCCCGCGAUAUCCUGGAAGUGCAUAACACAUUUCCUAUUCCAAUUAGUGAGCAAAGAUUUCCGGGUGUCUAUCAUUGUGGCUAUCAUUCUGAAAAAUCAUUUGGAGGAGCUUCCUAUAUCAUUGUUCACCCUGAAGGAAACAUACUCAUAGACAGCCCAAGAUACACUGAAAGGAUUGCACGUAAAAUUGAGAUGCUUGGAGGAGCACGAUACAUGUUUCUGACACACAAGGAUGAUGUUGCAGAUCAUGAGAAGUGGUCUAAACGGCUAGAGUGCCCAAGAAUUCUGCACUUGAAAGAUGUUGACAUUCGUACAACUGACGUAGAGAUGAAGCUAGAAGGGAGUGGUCCCUGGAGCCUUGGCAAUGAUUUUGAACUCAUAUACACUCCCGGUCACACUGAAGGAUGUGUAUGCUUGUUAUAUAAGCCACUCAAGAUCCUAUUUGCAGGGGACCAUCUGGCAGUAUGGGAAUCAGAGCUAACUAUUAUGGAGAAAUAUAACUGGUGGUCAGUUCCAAUGCAACUGAACAGUGUUCGGAAGUUGUUGGAUGUGGACUUUGAAUUGAUUUUACCUGGUCAUGGAAGACGAGCGGAAUUUAAGGAUGCCAAAGAGAAGACUUUAGCUUUGGAAGCUCUUUUGGUUGCUAGAGAACAAACCUCAAAUCCAGUCCACUGUAUCUCACUGAAUGUAUAAUCAAAUACUAUGUUGGUUUGCCACUAGUAGACUAAACAGAAACUUAUUCUAGUUGAGAAGAAAGAAUGGUUAUAGCAUCCAUGUGUAAGUGAGUGUGGUACGUAUAUUUUGAAUUGAUUAUAAUCACCAAUGGUCUCUAUUCUAGUA